Messenger RNA from Fusarium poae, 942 nucleotides. RefSeq lists its product as uncharacterized. Gene Ontology annotation, biological process: DNA-templated transcription. The transcript has 3 exons. Gene Ontology annotation, molecular function: DNA binding; zinc ion binding. The coding region runs from base 1 to 942 and encodes 313 amino acids. Lineage: Eukaryota; Fungi; Ascomycota; Sordariomycetes; Hypocreales; Nectriaceae. The record is from RefSeq and is a predicted model, not a curated record.
AUGCUAGACUAUCCAAAGCACCAAACAUUCGAAGCAUUGCUCACCUGCUUCUUUCUUCACGUAUACUACUCCAACGCUGGAAAGAUCACAAAGUCCACAUUGCUUCUACGAGAAGCCAUCGCCUACGCGCACAUUCUUGGACUACAUCAAGAUUCGUAUUACACAGAUCUAGACACAGAUACCAGUCAAUACCAUCUUCGAAUUGCAUGGAUCCUGUUUAUAACGGAUCGAGCUCACUCUUUGCAGCAAGACAUACCCCCAACAUUCAAGCUCAGCCCAACACUACCGCAACUUCAGCCGCAACAUAAGCCUGACCCUGGUUCGGCUUUUUGUAGUUUAUGCAACCUUUUUCAAGCCUUUGACGAUGCCUGUCCUUCAGGUAUCAGCUCGAGACAAGCUGGCUUUCUCGGUGCCAUAAGCUCUCGAUUACAAGUGAGGCAUCCUCUGCCAUUGUGUGAGAAUGAGGUCCAGAGAGCCGAUAUUGUGGUCACUGACUCGUGGUUGAGGGUUGUGCUAUGGAAGGCCGCGAUUCCAUAUGUUGAUGCCAACACUGACCCUGAUGAUCAAAGCCUCAGCGUGUCAUUUCCCACAUCAGUAGCGCAUGAUUUACUAUUGAAAUUGACUACUCUGUCAUCGUUUGCUCUAGAAACCCAUGGGCCUGGAAUGAUGUCAAAAUUAUUCGAGGUUGCAAACUCGGUUGCAGAUGUCCUCAUCUGCGCCCCGGACCUUGCGAAUGUUGGCUCAGCGCAUGUUGGGCCACGAGAUAUCUUGGCUGCUUUGAGCAGCUUGAUCGCUUCGCUGCGCACAACCGGGAACCCUGCACUUCUCACAUUGUUGCGAGAGAAGAUGGUGGCAUGCGCUUUGGACCAAGCCCAGCCAGGAAGGUUAUUGCAGAUCACUGAUGGAGAUAUAUACGAUGAACAUACACACAUGGUUGAAUAA